AUAUUCGUAAUAUAAAUGCGAAAUGGUAAAGUCUGCCGUACCUCUUGCUUUCGCUGAUUUUGAGUAAACUUUUUAAUUCGGCAUGCAUUAAAAACACAAGUAAUAACCAGUAACAUGUCCUAACUCCCGUCCCAAUAUCUAUAUGUUUUGUUAGGUGGUAAUGAGUACGUUUCUGUUGUGCAGUGCAUUGUGGGAAAAUGUUGUUAAUUAAAAUCACAUUAACAAAACUAAACGAAGUAAUGUAGUAUAUAGAGUCUUUAAGUGAAGUUCUUAAACAUUUCCAACUUGUUACAUUGCACAACCAAACCUGACUGGAAUGAAUAUGUUGACAUUGGUACCCUGUGUUUUUGGUAGUGGUAUCGUAUUUGUGUAAAAUUAUGUUAUGUUGUGUUGAAAAGUAUUAGACUACAGUGAAAUUUUAGAAAAAUGUUUCCCUCUCUAAAAUAACUGUUUAUGAAAAUACAAACUCUGACCUUACAGCAUGAGAAAACAAAAAUUUAAAAGCUCUCUCUGAUUUAAACAACAUACUGAACACAUAUUGUGACCAUUCAUUGUUGUCCUAUUACCAGCCAAGAUGCCUGUUAUGUGCAGCAGCUGCACUGAGAAACGUGCUGUGCUGAAACGUCCAAAAACCAGCCACUCGCUCUGUAAGGAGUGUUUCUUCUGGGCCUUUGAGGAGGAGGUACAUCAGACCAUAGCGGCUGCACAGCUAUUCAAACCUGGGGAGACGGUAGCAAUCGCAGCCUCAGGAGGAAAAGACUCCACCGUGCUUGCACAUGUUAUGAAACUCCUAAAUGAGCGCUACAACUAUGGCCUUGAGCUUAUGCUUCUCUCAGUGGACGAGGGAAUCAGUGGUUACCGAGAUGACUCUUUGGAGACAGUGAAGAGGAAUCAGCAGCAGUAUGAGCUUCCGCUGAAGAUUGUCUCGUAUGAGGAGCUCUAUGGCUGGACUAUGGAUGCUAUAGUGAAGCAGGUAGGACUGAAAAAUAACUGCACCUUCUGUGGUGUGUUCAGAAGACAAGCCUUAGACAGAGGAGCCCUCAUGCUGAAGGUGGACAAGAUAUGUACAGGCCACAAUGCUGAUGAUGUGGCGGAGACUGUUUUGAUGAACGUCUUGCGAGGCGACGUGGCUCGACUGCGCCGCUGCACUGCCAUCUCCACGGCCAGCGAGGGCGAAGGGGUUGUGCCACGCUGCAAGCCUCUCAAAUAUGCUUAUGAAAAAGAAAUUGUCCUGUAUGCUUACUUUAAGAAGUUAGACUACUUUUCUACUGAGUGCAUCUAUUCUCCCAAUGCUUAUCGUGGCUAUGCAAGGACUUUUUUAAAGGACCUGGAGAGUAUAAGGCCAAGCACCAUUGUGGACAUCAUCCACUCCGGGGAGACACUGUCUGUCCGGGAAGGAGUGAAGAUGCCUGUCCAGGGAAACUGCAGCCGCUGUGGCUACAUCUCAAGCCAGGCGCUGUGCAAGUCAUGUGUGCUGUUGGAGGGCCUGAACCGAGGUCUGCCUAAGCUGGGAAUAGGCAAGCACCACCGCCUGCAUGAUAAAAUCCUCUCCCAGCAGCCUUUUACUGAGAAUGAGGAGAGAAAGCUGAAGUCAGUGGAGUUUUGACAAUCGAUGACCUGUUUUAUUGACUAUGAAAUGAUGUUUUAUAUGGGAAAAUUUCUUGUAUUGAUUUAUUAUUAGCCAAAUAUUUAUUGAAACUUUUUAUGGACAGUUUAUUUUGGUGAACCAGAGAAAACCUCUUUUCUUAAAGCAUCUUCACAGCCUAGAACGUCUGUUCACUGCUGUUUUACAGUUUCUAAACUGGAAAACUGAGGUGUUAUGCAGACGUACUUCCCAAUUAAGAAAUGGUUACUUCAUUAUUCGACUGAAUACUCGCAGAAUGAAAGAUGUAUCCAGCCUUUUUUUGGCCAUCAAUGUAUUUUACAUAAAGACAGAAAGUGUUCAUUCAUUUCAUUCAGUUCAUAUAUUUGAACACAUACUUUAAAGGAACUGGAUGUGUUUAUAGUAUAUUAAGGGUGUGGGAUGGCUGUCUAUGUUUCCAAGUUUUGGAUUCUAACACUGAAAGCAUAAGUUGUUUUAUUUUUUUUUUGUGUCUCAGUAAAUCUCUCUUAUCCUGACAGCUAUGGUCACCUUGUUAGAUUCUUUAUGAAUUAUGAUUUAAUAAAUGCAAUUUC
Messenger RNA from Mugil cephalus (flathead mullet), 2175 nucleotides. It is a transcript of the gene ctu1, whose product is annotated as cytosolic thiouridylase subunit 1 homolog (S. pombe). The record is from RefSeq and is a predicted model, not a curated record. Gene Ontology annotation, biological process: tRNA wobble position uridine thiolation. The transcript has 2 exons. Bases 575 to 1606 code for a protein of 343 amino acids. Gene Ontology annotation, molecular function: tRNA binding. Gene Ontology annotation, cellular component: mitochondrion; cytosolic tRNA wobble base thiouridylase complex. Lineage: Eukaryota; Metazoa; Chordata; Actinopteri; Mugiliformes; Mugilidae.